AUGGCUACUGAACAUGCUACCCCUCCUUCCUCCACCACAUUCCACCUGGCCUUCGCCGUCUCCAACAUCAAAAACCAUGUUAGUGUUAAUCUCAAUCAAGAGGAAGGCCAUUAUGCUACAUGGGUUGAACUUUUUCAAAUCACUGCUUGUGCCUUCAAUGUGAUCGAUCACAUCGAUCCUAAAGCUUCUCAACCAUCCAACAUUGAUAAGACAAUAUGGAAGAGAUUAAAUCUUCUUGCAGAUCAAUUAGUCAACGUUGAUUGCCUAGUAUCCGAACGCAAGAUGAUUAUGCAAAUAACUACAGGACUCCCACCGGGUCAAUUUGAUACUGUGGCCGCUAUAAUCUCGCAAUCUGAACCCACUCCAAGAUUCAAUAAAGCCCGCUCAAUGUUCCUACUAGAGGAGACUCGACUCAAUAAACAAGAAGAAAAUUGGGCACAUGCUCUUGUCACCCAACAUUUUGAUGGCUCUACCACCUCUUCCACCUCAACACAGCCACCCAUUCAAUAA
Molecule: messenger RNA, 510 nt
Organism: Amaranthus tricolor (Joseph's coat)
Lineage: Eukaryota; Viridiplantae; Streptophyta; Magnoliopsida; Caryophyllales; Amaranthaceae
Exons: 2
Coding region: 1-510 (169 amino acids)
Source: RefSeq, a predicted model, not a curated record